This is a messenger RNA of Oryza brachyantha (malo sina), 1478 nucleotides long. RefSeq names its product beta-glucuronosyltransferase GlcAT14A-like. The record is from RefSeq and is a predicted model, not a curated record. Bases 166 to 1452 code for a protein of 428 amino acids. Gene Ontology annotation, cellular component: membrane. Gene Ontology annotation, molecular function: glucuronosyltransferase activity. NCBI's taxonomy places the organism in Eukaryota, Viridiplantae, Streptophyta, Magnoliopsida, Poales, Poaceae. The transcript has 4 exons.
GCGUCUCUCUCCUCCAGCUCCGGCGACGUCCUGGCCGCCGCCGUUCGCCCGCAGGAGCGCCUACCAACCGGUGGGUGUAGGUACAGGGCUAAGCUGCACUGGCUGGGUGGCGGAAGCUCGGAAGGAGCUAGAGAUCGAUAGGUGGAUGCGUGCGGGGUGGGUGAGAUGAGGUCUCCGGUGGGCAGGGAGGUGGUGGUCUCCGGCGUGUUCACGGCGCUGCUCGUCUUCUCGAUUCUCUCCCUCCCGUCGCUGCUCCUGACGACCCGCGGCGGCGGAAGGUCGUACAAGAACUGGCCGUUCUUGGCGGCGGUGAGGGAUACCGGUAGCGGCGGCGGCGGCGGCGGAGGAGGAGGAGGAGGGGAGGUCUCGCCGUACCCGGUGUCGUUCGCGUACCUCAUCUCGGCGUCGACCGGGGACGCGGCGCGGGCGGCGCGGCUGCUGGCGGCGCUGUACCACCCGGCCAACUGCUACCUCCUCCACCUGGACCGGGAGGCCCCCGCGGAGGAGCACCGGCGGCUGGCGGAGCUGGUGUCCGGGCAGCCGGUGUACGCCCGCGCCGGCAACGUGUGGAUCGUCGGCCGGCCCAACCUCGUCACCUACCGCGGGCCGACGAUGCUGUCCACGACGCUGCACGCGGUGGCGAUGCUGCUCCGGCUCGGCCGCCGGUGGGACUGGUUCGUCAACCUCAGCGCCUCCGACUACCCGCUCGUCACCCAGGACGAUUUGAUGGAGGUGUUCUCCCGGCUGCCCAGGGAUCUCAACUUCAUUCAGCACACCAGCCAUCUUGGAUGGAAGAUAAAGAAGAGGGCGCGGCCGGUGAUCCUGGACACAGCGCUCUACGAGGCCGACCGGUCGGAGCUCAUCCGGCCGGCGAACCUCACCACCAACCGGCGAAACCUCCCCACCGCCUUCAAGCUCUUCACAGGGUCAGCGUGGACGAUGAUGUCGCGGUCGUUCGCCGAGUACUUCACCGUCGGGUGGGACAACCUGCCGCGGACGCUGCUGCUCUACUAUGCCAACUUCAUCUCCUCGCCGGAGUUCUACUUCCAGACGCUGGCCUGCAACUCCCGCCGGUUCCGCAACACGACGGUGAACCACGACCUGCACUUCAUCCGCUGGGACACCCCGCCCAAGCAGCACCCGCUCUACCUCGGCCCCAGAGACUACCGCCGGAUGCUGCUCAGCGCCGCCGCCUUCGCCCGCAAGUUCCGGGAGGACGACCCGGUGCUCGACCGGAUCGACAGGGACAUCCUCCGCCGCGACGGCGCCGCCCCCGGCCGGACCUUCAGCUACGGCGGCUGGUGCUCCGACGGCGGCGUCGGGCUGUGCUCCAACCCCCUCGAGCCCGGCAGGAAGGGCGUGAUCAAGGCCGGCGCUGGGUCGAGGAGGCUCAAGGCCAUGCUCAACAAGACGAUGUCUGUGAGAAAUUUCAGACGGCAACAGUGUAGGUGAAAGCAAGUGCUAUAAUACAGUGUAGU